Molecule: messenger RNA, 1753 nt
Organism: Copidosoma floridanum
Lineage: Eukaryota; Metazoa; Arthropoda; Insecta; Hymenoptera; Encyrtidae
Gene: Non2
Product: upstream activation factor subunit spp27 homolog Non2
Source: RefSeq, a predicted model, not a curated record
AUAUAUAUAUAUAUAUAUAUACCUACAUGCAUAUUUUAUAAAUACAUAUAUACGUUAUAUAUACACUUGAGCCUCACAAGCAGAGCAGAGAGAACACGUAUAGAAGUACAGAGAGAGAGAGAGAGAGAGUAUAAUAUCCGACAUGGCCGAUAUCAGCAAGGACGAGCUCCGCAAGGAGAUCACCGGUAUAUUGAAAGGUGCCGAUUUGACAUCCAUGUCAGCAAAGAAGGUCAGGCAACAACUGGAAGAGAAAUUAGGAGCCGACCUUACAGAAAGAAAGAAGGAAAUUGACGAAUUAGUCAUGGAAUGUUUACAAGAGAAGCAGGACAGUCCAAAAAAGAACAAUAAGAAGUCAAAGGCCGCCAGCGAGGAGUCCGAGGACGGUGAGGAAGAGGAAGAAGAGGAGGAAGAAGAGGAAGAAAAGUCCUCCGAAGAGGAAGAGAAAAAACCCGCCAAACGUGCCCCUAAGAAGAGCGUGAGUAACAAGCGCAAGAAGGGCUCGUCCGAGGAAGAGGAAAGUGCAAGUGACGAGGACGCAAGUGACGAAGAAUACAGUCCCAAAAAGAAGCCCAAGAAAGGCAAACCUGGUAAGAAGGGCAAGAAGGGUAAGGGCGGCUCGGACGAUUCUGACUCCGACUGGGCCAACAAGAGCAAGAAGUCCAGCGGUGGUGGUGGUGGUGCCAAAAAAGGUGGCAAGGGCGGUGGCUACACCAAGGCCCACAAACUGAGUCCCGAGCUGGCCGCCGUGGUUGGCAGCAAAGAGAUGCCCAGGUACGAGGUCGUCAGGAAGAUCUGGAGCAUCAUCAAGGAAAAAAAUCUUUACGAUCCGAAGAAUAAGCAAUACGCCAUCUGCGACGAUGAUCUACUGAAGGUCUUUGGAGUCAAGCGCUUCAGAACCUUUGGCAUGAUGAAGUACCUUAAGGACCACUUUGUAGAAUAAAAUGUCCCUCCUCCUCCUCCUCCUCCUCCUCCUUCGCUCUAUGUCCUAACACAAAAGUGAUGAAUACACAACGUGUGCACACAAACGCGUCUUACCAUCUUCGUACGGUAUAAAAAGACAAAAAAAAAAAAAAAUACUAAUAAAAUUAAAAUUAACUAAAUUGGUCGUAGAUUAACAAAUACGACGCCACCUGUACGUAAUAAACGCGUACUUUCGCGUUAUCUUACACACGAAAUACAAAGUACACUUUUAUUUAUCAUUUGACACGUAUACAGCGCAUUGGAUACUCUCCUUUUUUUGUGUGAGACUAAUUGUACAUUCACAACAACUGCUUUGCUUUGAAGUGAUACAUCGUCGUUUUGAUGACAUUUCAUUUAUAAAGGCAUUAUUCACGUAAUGAUCAUAUCUAUCAGCUUUUUGUAGCUCAUAUUUUUUGUAAUGUAAACUUUUUUUUGAUUCCUAUUAUACAAUAAUCACAGGCGAUAAAUUUCGUUGAAAGUGAUAUGCUAAUGUAAAAUGAGCUAUAAUUACUAUUUUUUAUUUAUUUUUUUUUUUAACUAAGUAUGGAAUUUACACAUAUUGAAGUACUGUGCUGUACUGUGCUUAUUAUUGCUCAAACGUAUCUCAAGUGCAGUGAAAAAUAUUUUGUACAAUAUUACUUACAAUGAAUUUUCUUUUUUAAUUAGAAAUUUUUAACAUAUACUAUUCUGCGAUCACUUAUUGAUACAAUAUAUGUAUACAUGAAAUAUAAAAUUUAUUUCUUUAUAAUUUUUUUGAUCGUUCAUGUUUAAUCCCAAAUCAAAUUGAAAUCAG